AUGGCUGAAUAUCCUCCUAAUCAUAUCUUUGAUAUGACUAUGAUUGUAGGAGAAUGUCAAAACAAUUAUCGUGCAGCGGCACGGCUGUACGCUGAACGCUUUCCUUUAAGGAGAUUCCCUAAUCACACGACAAUACGCCGAUUAACUGAAAGAGCCCGCGAUGGACAUCUUUCUCGUCAACGCAGACACCGCGAAUACGACGAGAAUGAUUCUCAUGUUGUAACUGUCCUUGCAGCUAUUCAUCUCGAUCCUCACACUAGCAGUCGCAUAAUUGAAAGGGAAAUUGGUAUACCACGAACAACGGCUUUACGAAUUCUGAAAAAGCUGAAGUAUCACGCUUACCACAUCACCUUAGUUCAGGAAUUAAGACCAAAUCACGUUCAAAUGCGUAUUGAGUUUUGCCGGUGGGCUUUAAGAAUGACAGAAAAUAAUCCUGACUUUUUUAGGUACGUAAUGUUUUCUGAUGAGGCUACAUUUAACAGUCAAGGUCAGCUUAACAGGCACAAUUGUCACUACUGGUCUGAAGUAAAUCCCCACUGGCAUAGGACUGUUGACCAUCAACAUCGAUGGAGCAUUAUGGUUUGGUGUGGCAUAAUUAAUGGAUACCUUAUUGGACCUUAUGUUUUUGAGGAAAAUGUCGAUAGAUUUAGCUACUUAGAAUUACUUAGGGAACGACUACCAGAGCUCUUGGAGAAUGUAGAUUUGGAGACACGUCAGAGAAUGUGGUUACAACAAGAUGGUGCUGCACCCCAUUUUGCGCGAAUAGUACGUGAUUGUCUGAAUAAUAAUUAUAAUGACAGGUGGAUUGGACGAGGAGGUCCAGUUAACUGGCCUCCGUGUUCACCAGACAUAUCACCUCCGGAUUUCUAUUUAUGGGGCUUCUUAAAAGAUGCUGUUUUUAAACAACGACCAACAACCAGAGAAGACAUGAUAGGCCGUAUUCGUCGCGCUUGCGCAGUAAUCCCAAGGGAUACUUUGCUAAGGGCAGUGCAACAUUUUCAAAGGCGUGUAAAUUUGUGUCUUGAAGUUGAUGGAGGCAAUUUUGAACAUUUGCUUCAAUAA
This is a messenger RNA of Cyphomyrmex costatus, 1062 nucleotides long. RefSeq lists its product as uncharacterized. Lineage: Eukaryota; Metazoa; Arthropoda; Insecta; Hymenoptera; Formicidae. Gene Ontology annotation, molecular function: nucleic acid binding. The transcript has a single exon. The record is from RefSeq and is a predicted model, not a curated record. The coding region runs from base 1 to 1062 and encodes 353 amino acids.